AUGCUCUCAAAGUUCGCGUACCUGGUUGUGGCCCAGCUUGGUGUAGCUGCGGCAAGCGUCAGUGGCUCUAAACCUUGUACUUCGGAAACCUUUUUCUCCCUGGAUCUUUCCAACAUCAAGAUUUCCUCUGUUGAUGUCACCUCCAAACACGUCGCUUGGCCAUCCACCUCCGAUCUGACCAAUUCCUACGGAAUCACCAAGAACGGCACUGUGUCAGUUUGCCAGUUGACCGUGAACUAUACCCACCCAGGUUGGAAGGACAAAGUUACCACGUGGAUCACCUUGCCCAUGGAUUCCUGGAAUGAAAGAUUCACAGGUAUGGGUGGUGGUGGCUAUACUACCGGUAAAUUGGUCCAUAACAGCCAGGCUGCAUUUGAAGGAUUUGCUUCUGUAUCCACCGACGGUGGACACGGCGCGUCUGCUACUACCGAGUCUUGGGCUCUGGCCAGCGAGGGCAAUGUAAACUGGCCUAACCUGAAUGAUUUUGCUUCUGUUGCACUUGAUGAUGCUGCUUCGCUGGGCAAGGCUGCUACAAAGAUAUUCUAUGGUCGUCCAGCCAAGUACUCCUACUGGAACGGAUGUUCGACUGGAGGUCGACAGGGACAUAUGAUGGCCCAAAGAUACCCUACUCAGUAUGACGGUAUCCUGGCUGGAGCUCCUGCUAUCAAUUGGGACAAGUUCAUCCCUGCUGAGUACUGGCCUCAGGUCAUGAUGAAGGAACUUGAGCAUUAUCCCUCGUCUUGUGAAAUGAACGCUCUCACUCAGAGUGCAGUCGACGCUUGUGACGAGCUAGACGGCGUUAAAGACGGCAUCAUCUCCAUGGAGGGGCUGUGCCGUUUCGACCCCCUGACCGUUGUCGGCAAGACUGUAAAGUGCACAUCUCCUGACGGGAUAAUCAAGAUCUCAAAGAAGGCCGCUCAAAUUGCGGCUGCCAUUUGGUCUGGUGCAAAGGCCUCGGAUGGAUCUGCCCUCUGGUACGGCCUUCCUUAUGGAUCUCCUCUCAUCUACCUUGGCGGAACAAACUGCACAUCUCUCACAGACUGCAAAUCUCUCCCCUUCUCUAUCUCCUCGCAGUGGGUUCAAUUGUUCCUUGAAAAAAAUAGCACCUUCGACAUCUCAACUGUUGGCUACGAACAAUUCGACAACUUGUUCCGCCAAUCAGUCAACGAGUAUGCUUCGGCCAUUGGAACCCGCGAUACCGAUCUCACACGGUUCAAGGAAGCUGGCGGAAAGAUGAUUAGCUGGCACGGCAUGAAGGACCAGCUUAUCUUCUUCAACGGUACCGAGCAUUACUACCGCCAGGUCUUGGAGCGUGACCCAAAGGCCUAUGACUUCUACCGGUUCUUCCCUGCCCCGGGUGUGGAGCACUGCAGUGGUGGACCUGGCUGGUAUCCGGGUGAAAGCAUGAAGGCUCUGAUGGACUGGGUUGAGAAUGGUGUUGCACCUGAGACUCUCAACGCUGUUGCUACGCCUUCCGCUACUGGAGGUGCGCAGCCGCCAUUGCGCACCGCUGGCUUGUGCCCUUGGCCUAAGGUCAUGACCUUUGUCGGUGGUAACUCUAAUAAGGCUUCUUCCUUUGUCUGUAAAUAG
This is a messenger RNA of Penicillium antarcticum, 1590 nucleotides long. RefSeq lists its product as uncharacterized. The transcript has 2 exons. NCBI's taxonomy places the organism in Eukaryota, Fungi, Ascomycota, Eurotiomycetes, Eurotiales, Aspergillaceae. Bases 1 to 1590 code for a protein of 529 amino acids. The record is from RefSeq and is a predicted model, not a curated record.